Suillus subaureus is the source of this 1319-nucleotide messenger RNA. RefSeq lists its product as uncharacterized. NCBI's taxonomy places the organism in Eukaryota, Fungi, Basidiomycota, Agaricomycetes, Boletales, Suillaceae. The coding region runs from base 394 to 882 and encodes 162 amino acids. The transcript is spliced from 4 exons. The record is from RefSeq and is a predicted model, not a curated record.
ACCAUCCACCACAGAUAAUAGCUGCUGCUUCGAUCGAAUGAGGCCGGCAUGCAGUGAAAAUGGUUAUAUUUUGGAGUAAAGAUUAACAGCGUGAGACGCGUCAUCAGUGACAGGUAUUGCGUGUUGCUAACUAUCGACACGACGUCUCCGUGUGCUUGCUUAAUGCGGACGAUAGUGAUGCUUUCACCAAAAGUUUUUCCUCCUUCUGGUCGACCCUCCACAAAGAAAAGACUGCUCUCGCAACUCUGAAUUGCGUGGUAAAUCUGUUCAAAAACACGCUCUUGUCCAACAAUGAGUUGAUUAUACAUGUUCUUGCUCUUUGCGUGAAAUGUACCCUCAUUCCUCCGCAAAUAUAGUUCUUCGUUGUAUACUUCCAAGAUCACCGUGCACAGCAUGACAAGCGCACGGGAGUCAGAUGAUCAUCUUUAUAUGUACCUGCGAAGGUACGGUUCUGGGAGCUCAGCGCUCAGCAAUUGUCAGCGUCACGGUGUUCCGAUUCGGACAGCAAGACUCGAUUCAAAUCCCAUCUGGACUCUGUGCAGUUCAAGUCAACGCAACACUACAAACAGCAAUAUUCUCUGCAGAAUAUCCUUGGCUCCUCUACUUUUCAUGAUAGUGCUGGUUAUGCCGGCCGUUUUGGCUGUGCCUGCGAUCUUGAACCCUAAGGGUGUCAGUACUACUGGUCUACCACUGCAGCGGCUGCUGGUACCUGGUGGGGAUAAUCCGCGAUUUUCUCUUCCUCGCGCUGCCGUCACAACGACCACUACAGUCGUAGUCACUAAUGUCAUGACAACUACAACAACACUCAGAGGACUUGCGUAUGCUGAAGAUACGAUGACCCACAGAACUCAUGGGUUUUACCGCAGCCUUACUACGGCUUAGUUCUAUGUGACAUUGGACUUGAGCGAUACCAAAAAUGUCUCAAUGGAAUAUGGUUAAGACUGAUGCUCGAUAGCGGGACAGAAGCAUGAUGGCAGAGUCAAUUGUUGGGAACAGAAUUUGAGGACUGAGGAGUCAUGCGUGGCUGGGCAGUGUCUAUCAAUCCUACAGGUAUGGUUGCCGGAGCUAUCCAGGCUCCAAUUGGUGAUGAGAUACCCGUCUGGGCGCACUUGCUGACAUGCUGGUGUACUUCUUGCAACGGGAGUUAACGUUCACCCUGGGUACCUUUACCAAGAGUCACUAAUACUAGCCUGAGCGUGAUUCUAUAAGAAGUCCUCCUGAACUUUAAAGUCCACCGUUAAGUGUACAUCUCUUCCUUGAAAACACGGUCACCGCCAUCUUUGAUUGCAAAUAUUUUCGUUCUUCCCUUCGCACUGAAU